AUGUUUUGUUGGUCUCAUAAACUGCCUCAACAAUUUGCUGUAUUAGAAGCUGAUGUUAGUGAAGAAAAAAUUGUCGAAAUUGAUGAAAGUAAGCUUGGAAAAUGUAAGUAUAAUAAAGGUAAGAAAGUAAAAGGACAAUGGGUCUUUGGUGGAGUCAAAAGGGAAUCAGAUAAGAUGUUUUUAAUAUCAUACGGAACUAUUAAAGAAUUAUAUAAUACUUAUUUCUUGGAAUAUAUGUGGAGACGACAUUUUAUCAAAGAUAACUAUGAUGCAUUUAAUAAGCUCGUAGAGCAUAUUGUAUUAUAUAGUAAAAAUUUAGAAGAG
Molecule: messenger RNA, 324 nt
Organism: Cetraspora pellucida
Lineage: Eukaryota; Fungi; Glomeromycota; Glomeromycetes; Diversisporales; Gigasporaceae
Source: the annotation of a GenBank genome assembly